GCCACAAUGAUUUUGGCGAGUUGCGCAGUGUGGACAGCACAUACGGAGUACCUCGUUUUGAGUGAUCUUGCGCGCGUGGCCCUGCCAUUCAUUUUGAAUCUGGAACAACUUGCAUCAGGCUACUUUCGACCGUAAAACUCGAUUGUAUCCGUUCCAGGCACCGUGAGUCCGGCCUGCAGACAUCCGUUUACAAGGACGCAGCCGCAUUCACCCCGCGAAAGUAGUACUCUGCUUCGUUAUUCUUGAAGCGUUGUCAUUUCCUUCUCGCCUGAUCAUAACAUAUCAGAAUGGCAGACUCGACAGCAACAGGCGCUAGGCCUGCAGAUGAGCCGGGCCAGCCGCCCAAGUUGACAACGAGCGCCCUUGCAGACCAAGCCCCUGCGCAGAGCAUGGCACAGCGGAUUACGCCUUUUGAGGUAUCUGGAGGUGUGGACGAGAGCGGAAAACUACUCCCGGUCGACUACGAGAAGCUCACGCGAGAGUUCGGUGCCACACCUAUCAACACUGAGCUGCUCGAACGAUUCGAAAGAGUUACGGGAAAAAGAGCGCACAGAUUCAUGCGGAGAGGCAUUGUCUUUUCGCAUCGAGAUCUGGGAAAGAUUCUGGACAGAUAUGAAAAAGGCGAGCCCUUCUACCUCUACACUGGCCGUGGGCCUAGUAGCGAUAGCAUGCACGUCGGACAUUCAGUGCCUUUCGAGUUCACAAAAUUCCUCCAAGACACAUUCGACUGUCCUCUCGUCAUCCAGCUGACCGAUGAUGAGAAGUUCAUGCACUCCAAAAAGUUGAAACUUGAAGAUGUCAAGAAGUUCGCCUUGGACAAUGCGAAAGACAUUAUCGCCAUUGGGUUUGAUCCAUCGAAGACAUUUAUUUUCAACGAUACAGGCGGUAUCAUGGGCACCCCUUUUUUCGACAACGUUAUUUCGAUGGCCAAACGGAUCACCGCAAACCAAAUCUACGGCACAUUCGGCUUCAACAGCGGCAACAAUGUUGGCGAGAUCUUCUUCUGCGCAGUGCAAUCCGCGCCCGCCUUUGCGACAUCAUUCCCCCAUAUCUUUGGUGACAAUCCAGCAAAGGUCCGAAGCAUACCAUGUCUCAUUCCAUGUGCCAUAGACCAAGACCCCUACUUCCGACAAUGCCGCGAGAAUGCAGAGCAGAUGAAGUGCAAGAAACCGUCACUUAUACACUCGAUUUUCCUUCCUGCACUGCAAGGGCCAGGUUCGAAGAUGUCGGCUAGUAUUGAUUCCUCGGCCAUUUUUUUGACCGACACGCCCAAUCAAAUCAAAAAUAAGAUCAAUCGUUUUGCCUUCUCAGGAGGUCAAGAUACUGCCGAAAAGCAACGUGAACUGGGCGGAAAUACAAAAGUCGAUGUUCCGUUCCAAUAUAUGACGUUCUUUAUGGAGGAUGAUGAGGAGCUUGCCCGCAUUAAGAAAGCCUACGAAUCAGGAGAAAUGUUGACUGGAGAGAUCAAGCAGAUUUGUAUCAAGUAUCUGCAAGAUUAUGUGGCAAGACUUCUUCGCUUUCAAGCAGCUUACGUAUCAGGGCAAUCCAAACCCUGUCAAGAAGGAUUCUGUCGAAGAAAAGAAGGAAGGCGGAAAGACGAAAGUGGGUCCAGGACACGCAAAGAAGAUGAGCAUUGGACGUACGAAGCCUGAAAACUAGAAAUAAAUUCUCCCAAGAAAGAAGCCUCUGAGCGCGUUGCUCAACCAAACAAUUUCCCCCUGCUUGACACCCUCAAGCUUGACGAUGCC
Exophiala oligosperma is the source of this 1748-nucleotide messenger RNA. Its product is annotated as tryptophan-tRNA ligase. Gene Ontology annotation, biological process: tryptophanyl-tRNA aminoacylation. Bases 288 to 1652 code for a protein of 454 amino acids. Gene Ontology annotation, cellular component: cytoplasm. Gene Ontology annotation, molecular function: ATP binding; tryptophan-tRNA ligase activity. The transcript is spliced from 2 exons. The record is from RefSeq and is a predicted model, not a curated record. NCBI's taxonomy places the organism in Eukaryota, Fungi, Ascomycota, Eurotiomycetes, Chaetothyriales, Herpotrichiellaceae.